UAGAGAAUCUGAUAGCAACCAAAUUGUAUAAAGUUUUAAAACGUAGAUAACAAUAUCUUCUUAAUAAAGAUGCGCACUCUGUAUUUAGUCUUCCUGUUGUUUCUAAACAAGAUAGAAGCAAGAGUACCUGACCAAGUUUUCUACUGGCCGAUCAAACCUUUUAUAUUUUAUAAUAAUAACACGUUAGACGGUAUAUUACCGUUUUUGUAUAAUCGGUUAGCUGAGUUAUGUAGUCCUAAUCAGAAGCUAGCUGAAUUUCAUUUGGUUAACAAAACAUUUAUUCAGAGUGUCUUCUAUAAAACUGUAAGAGAAGUCUCUAGUGGGUUCAAGAGUGCAAAAAAUAUAACUAUAAACAAUGCUAUAUGGUAUCCUUUAUUAAUUACUCCAGAUCGAAAUUUUUUGUCAACUUAUAAAGUGAAGGCAGACUUUUUUAUUCAUUCUCCAAGUGUUGGUGUUAUAACUAAUAAAGAAAAAAUAACAAUUACAAAUAAAGUUAUUGAAUCUAUUAAAAAAAGUACUUCAAUUGCUUUGCAUGCUGGUGGUUUCAUUUUGAUUUUCUCAGCACUUCUGUGGCUAACUGAAUGCAAAAAAAACAAUGAUUUCAGCAACACUUUUGUGAAAGGAUUUGGUACUGGUAUAUGGUGGUCAAUUGUUACCGUAGCAACAGUGGGAUAUGGUGAUAUAGUUCCAAAAUCACUUAUUGGUCGAAUUCUUUCAAUACUUUGGAUGAUAAUAGGAAUUACUCUUGUUUCUGGAUUGACUGGAAUGUUUAGCUCAGUUAUGACAACUAACUCUUUUUUGAGUAUACAAGAUCAGAAGAUUGCUGCUUUCAAUAACUCUGUUGAAUUUUUUGUGGCGAAUAAAAACUAUAACUCAAGUUUGAAAAGAGUGUAUUACUCCUACGAAGAUGUACUUGAUGAUGUGAAUUCAAAUAAUGUUGACUAUGGAGUUAUAAACAUUGAUGUUUUGUUAAAUAUUAAUUAUAAAUUAUUAUAUGAAAAUAUUGCUCUCGUUAAGUUAUUGGACUCUGCAUCGCCAGUUUUAAUAGCUUUUGGUAAUGAAACUAAUUUGAUGGCUAACUUUUAUCCAUUUAAUGAAUUCCCACCUGAUGAAGUUUUAAACUGUUUGAAACGUUUAAAUAUGAAAGACAUCAUACAAAAUGUGCAAGAAAUAUACCAUAAAAUUCCAAAUAUAGACAUUGAAGCUGGGCAAAAUUUCAAUGAUUUUAUGAAAAUUCAUUACAUAAAAUAUACUUUGAUAAUUAUUUUAAUGGUAGCCAUUUGUUUUUCCAUUAAAGAUGUUAUUCCAUAUAUUUAUUACAUAUAUAAUGGACAUAAACAUAAUAAAAUAAACGAUAUUAAUACGAAUGUUCCAAUGAAUUUACUUUUUAACAAGGAUGUUAAAGAAGAAUCUAAAUCUAUAAAUAAUCUGCUUGAAGAGUUGUCAACAAUUAACGAACAAUUGAUAAAGUUACACGGUGUUAUUUUGUCAAUACAGUAUUGUUCUGUCUGUUCAAAACAACCUCAAAAAACAUUAGACUCGUAAAAAAUAUUUCUUGAAACUAAAACAUUUAUUUGUUUUAAAUCUAUUUUCUAUAAAUGACCUUUCUAUAAAUAAAUGCUUUAUUUAUAGCUACACAUGCACAUGAAUGUUUCUUAUUUAUUUUAUGUAACGCAAU
Molecule: messenger RNA, 1678 nt
Organism: Hydra vulgaris (swiftwater hydra)
Lineage: Eukaryota; Metazoa; Cnidaria; Hydrozoa; Anthoathecata; Hydridae
Biological process (GO): potassium ion transmembrane transport
Cellular component (GO): membrane; voltage-gated potassium channel complex
Molecular function (GO): delayed rectifier potassium channel activity
Source: RefSeq, a predicted model, not a curated record